AUGGGGCGAAACCUGCUGCAAUACGGCGUCGUCGCGCUCGCAGCCCUAGCAUCCGUCUGCGGUGGACGGGACCUCCGCCCCUCCGACCACGGCCUGGCCUACCAGGAGACCUCGCCGUCUCCCCCGCCGCAGCAGAACGACGACGCGCGGGGAACUCUGUCGUUCUUCGGGGGGACGGCAUCUUCCUCUGUGGAGCUGCCGGAGGCGAGGAACAUCAGCGACUCGUGGUGGAGCUCGCGCGGAGGAUCCGACGCCGGCAGGGAGGCGCGCGGCGCCGGGAGAGACCGCGUGCGGCUGGGCCUGCUCGUGGCGAGCGGGGUCUGCGGGCUGACCGGCGGCGUUCUGCUGGUCGUCUCCGGCGUCGUUUUCCUGUUCCGGCACCGGAAUCGUAAGAUGAAAGCAGACGGGGUGCCGUCCACGUCAGCAGCGGCAAUUGAUGGUCAAGCAGUCAACGGGAAUUAG
Messenger RNA from Striga hermonthica, 462 nucleotides. The record is from the annotation of a GenBank genome assembly. Lineage: Eukaryota; Viridiplantae; Streptophyta; Magnoliopsida; Lamiales; Orobanchaceae.